UCUCUCUCUCCAUACAUACAACCAACAAAAAGGGUUGUCAAAUGGCAUCUACUCCCACCCCUUCCACCACACACGUAUAUGUAGCCCAUUAUUUCUAAUUCUAACUCUCAUUCAGAUUUUCCUUUUUCUUUCUCUCUCCUCUCCUCUCCUCUUUACUUUUACUUUCUCUCUCUAAUCUAAGCUGACUGCAACGAGAAAAAGGAGAUAGAUGAUGACGAGUGACGACGAUUGGGUGAAAGCGGCCAUGGCCGACGACUCCAUCGUGGUCGACCUGCUCGUCCGUCUCAACGACACCGUUCCUCCUCCACCCAAGGGACAACAACAACAACAACAACAACAACAACAACACUUUUCUUCUUCGCUGUUGCCUCUCGACUGGACCGUCCGUCAACGCCGUUCCAGGACCACGAUUCACCCGAAGAAGCCAACCACUGCGGCCAGGGCCAGCCCCACCACUCCGCUCUCCUGGAGCGGUGGCGCCACCUCCCUCAGCGGCGGAGGAUGCGCCGCCGACGGCUUCGAGGAGUCCAGCCAACCGACGCUCAAGCGCUCCGACGCCACGAGAUCUAAGGUUACAGCAACAAGUGAAACAACCACCAGCAAGAGGUCAAGAAAGAAAAAGACAUUGGCUGAACUUAAAGAAGAGGAGACCUUGCUAUUAAAGGAAAGAAAGCAUUUGAAGAGGGAAUUGGCAACCUUGCGUGUCACUUUGGAGAAACAGAGAGUCACUAAUGAAAAUUUGAAGAGAUUGAAGCUUGAUUUGCCAGCACAGCCUGUAGCAAAAAUAGUUGGUGCAGUUGCAACCGAGGGAGCAAUAUCUGACCAGCAAGUCCAGCAAAAUGUUGCAUCUUGUGACUCCAUUCCUUCAAUCCUGCCACCAAGUGUCACAGGAAAAGCUCUUGAUGCUUUACGAGAACCCUUUUCUCCUCCGAAGAGUUUGUCCGUAGUACAGGAGGAGGUCGUGGAGAAAGAGAGCAUGUUUAUGCUCCCUGAUCUAAAUCUACCUCUCGAGGAGGAUUCCAGCACUACUGAGGUUCUACAUGGAAUAAGCUAAUAAGAGGGAUAUAUUUUCGAAAUGAUUAUGAGGAAAAAAACGAUGAAGGGAAUUUAUACUCAAUAAAUGCUAACUUUGUUUAGGAUGAAUAUAAUUGUAAUUGUAGUAAUAGAGACUAGUAGACCAAUUUACCUUCACCACUUUCGAAACUGAAAGUGGAAGUAUGUUGUUUUUUUAAUUCAUGAAGGUACUGAGGGUAGUGUAGAGAUCCUAACCCUUUAGGUGCAGAGUCACAUUUUUUGUUGUUGCAGAUUUCUACAUUUGUCCGAAAUUCUUUGAGGCCAAGCCAACCCUCAUUCCUUCUAUUUCCUUUCUGGAAAUAUUUACAGAUAAGAUGUAAUCUUUAUAUACAUAAUCAGAGACUUUGUUACUUUCACAAGUAAUGUGACAUAUUUUCUUAUUC
Molecule: messenger RNA, 1457 nt
Organism: Cornus florida
Lineage: Eukaryota; Viridiplantae; Streptophyta; Magnoliopsida; Cornales; Cornaceae
Exons: 5
Coding region: 209-1054 (281 amino acids)
Source: RefSeq, a predicted model, not a curated record